UGGCGGCGAAGGCCUCUGGGAAGGGAAAGAGAUGCAGCCUGACUGUGCCACUCCACGGGGGCCUGAGAAUGGCCAGGGCCGGGAUUCAGCUCCCAGUCGGCAAGGCCAGGACCCGGGUCCCAGCCGCCCUGGGGAGCUAGCCAAGCCCCCCUACAGCUACAUCGCCCUCAUCACCAUGGCCAUCCAGAGCUCUCCAGGCCAGAGGGCCACACUCAGUGCCAUCUACCACUACAUUAUGGGCCGCUUUGCCUUCUAUCGAGACAACCGGCCUGGCUGGCAGAACAGCAUCCGCCACAACCUGUCCCUCAACGAAUGCUUUGUCAAGGUGCCCCGAGAUGACCGCAGGCCUGGCAAGGGCAGCUACUGGACCCUGGACCCUGACAGUUACAACAUGUUUGAAAAUGGCAGCUUCCUGCGACGGAGGCGCCGCUUCACCCGCAAGAGGGGGUCUGAGCCCGAGACUGAGAUGCAGAGGAAGGCCAAAAGCAGGGCCCGUGCUGGGCCAGGUCGUGGGGGCUGUCGGGCCUCUGGGAUGCCAGACCCUCAUAGGGAUACCCGAGAGCAGGAGGGGGCCUCUGGCCCGGCCAAGGCCACCACUGGACCAUGCCUAGCCCCACCACUGGAGCUGCCCGAGUCCCAGAGUCUAUGCCACACCAGUUCAGAGACAUCACCCAAUGAUAGCCUCUUUGGGGGACUUACAGAUGCUCUCCCUACAACCCCAGCUGGUCUGUACCUUUCCACUUCUGAGCCACUGGCCCUGCCAGCCUCACAGAUGCUGAUGGACCUGAAGGAGACUCCUGAGCCAUCCAGGUCUCCUGGACAGAGAGUGGACCCUCGAGAGCUGCCACCCUCCUCCUCUUCCUCCUCUUCCUCUUCUGCCUCUCCAUGCCCAGCAUUCAGCCUGCCUCCAGUCUUCCCUGCCCCCCAGGGCCCUCAGCCCUCCCCAGCCCGAUUCCCUGACGGGGAAGCCUAUGGCAAGGCAGGGCUACCCAUCUUUGGCAACUUUGGUGGGGCUGAAGCUCUGGGUGGCAGCUACCAGUGCCGCGUGCAAGCCCUGAGCUUCUGCAUGGAUGAGCGGGGCUGUGGCCCAGCCCUGGAUCAUUUCCUUGCACCCACUCCAGCUUCCCCAGCCACCCCCACUCAGUCACCUCCCUUCCAAUCCCCACUACCCCUUCGGGGGAACCAGAAGGAGCCCUGGACUGGGGGGGCUUUCCCACUCCAGGGAGGAGGAAGCUACCAGCUAGGGCUACCCCACUGCCUCUAUCGGACCCCAGGCAUGUUCUUCUUUGAAUGAAGUUUCCUUUCCGGUCUUCUGCUUCUUCCCUUGUACAACCAGACAGACUCACCUACCACUUCAUGCAAGGACCAGAUAAAGAAUGGACUCUUACCUGAGGUCUGGAGCCAUUUGAUAUUCUCCAGGGGACGAUGCCUUGCUCAGUCUGUCCCCAACACACUGGGUCCCUGAGAGAGAGAGGGUUCCAGGGGUGGCAGAGGGUAGGGAUCUCCCCUGGGUGAGGAUGGGGGCCAGAAAAGUCUGUGCUAGUGAGAGGGAUGGCUCCCAAAGCCAGAUGAAAAACUAAGGAUUAAAUCAGAUAUGAUUACAGCUGGAGGGGAUUUUGGAGGUCAUCUAAUCCAGCACCCUCAUUUUACAAAGGAGGAAACUGAGAGACCCAAAGAAGGGAAAUGACUUGUCCAAGGUCAAACAGCUAGUAGUUAGGUGAGUCAGGGCCCGAGCCCAGGUCUUCUGACUCUUCUUAAUCCAAAGCUUUUCCCACUACUGAACAGUUCUGAAGAGGCAACAGAAACAAGAGAUCUUUGUCUUCUUUGAAUGACCUAGGGCUCUGCCUGACCAGGAUUCCAGAGUCUGGUGAAGUGACCUCACGCCCUGGCCCCUUCCUGGACAUACUUGGGGAGUGUGGGGAAGGUGUGAGGCUGGACCUAUGUCAGAUUUUACUCGACACUCUACUUAAUAAAGCAAGUGAGUCUUGAAAGAUA
This is a messenger RNA of Trichosurus vulpecula (common brushtail), 1995 nucleotides long. It is a transcript of the gene FOXS1, whose product is annotated as forkhead box S1. Lineage: Eukaryota; Metazoa; Chordata; Mammalia; Diprotodontia; Phalangeridae. Gene Ontology annotation, molecular function: RNA polymerase II cis-regulatory region sequence-specific DNA binding; DNA-binding transcription factor activity, RNA polymerase II-specific. The record is from RefSeq and is a predicted model, not a curated record. Gene Ontology annotation, biological process: regulation of transcription by RNA polymerase II; cell differentiation; anatomical structure morphogenesis. The transcript has a single exon. Bases 32 to 1294 code for a protein of 420 amino acids.